AUGGCAGCCUCGGUCAAGAAUGGCGCGAGCACGAUUGCGUACGGGCUCGUGAAGUACUACAGAGGCAACGAGACGGGCCAGGUCCCGGGCAUCCUCCCUGAGCCAUACUACUGGUGGGAGUCGGGCGCCUUGUUCAACACCCUGAUCGACUACUGGGCCCAGACGGGCGACGACACGUACAACGCCGUCACGAAGCAGGGCCUCCUCUGGCAAGUCGGCGAGGGCAACAACUUCAUGCCCGUGAACCAGACCGCCUCGGAAGCCAACGACGACCAGGGCGUCUGGGCUCUGGCGGCCCUGUCGGCGGCAGAGAGCGGCUUCCCGAGCCCGGCUGCGGACCAGCCGCAGUGGCUGGACCUGGCGAGGAACGUGUUUGACGACUUCGUGGCCCGCUGGGACACCAAGACGUGCGGCGGCGGCCUGCGAUGGCAGAUCUUCACCUUCAACGCCGGCUACGACUACAAGAACUCGGCGUCCAGCGGCGUCUUCUUCGACCUCGCCGCCAGGCUGUACCUGCAGACCAAGAACAGCACGUACUCGCACUGGGCCAGCGAGGUCUUUGAGUGGGAGCACAAGGUCGGCCUGAUUAGCGAUUCGUACGACGUCUUUGAUGGCGUCAGGACCGAGGCGUGCGGCACGGUCGACAAGAUCCAGAACAGCAUGAACGCGGGCAUCUUCUUGCACGGAGCCGCGGCCAUGUACAACGCCACCUCGUCGUCCGAGUGGAAGACGCGCGUGGACGGGCUGCUCAAGGGCGUGCAGAGCACCUUUGUCAAGGACGGUGUCUUGUUUGAGGCUGCGUGCGAGGGCCAGGGGACGUGCAACGUCGACAUGCAGGCCUACAAGAGCUUCCUGGCUCGCGGCCUCAAGGCGACGAGCGAGCUGGCGCCGCACACGGGACAGACGAUUCGGCCUCUGCUGUUGAGCAGCGCAAAGGCGGCGGCUGCUGCCUGUGCGGGAACGACUACCAAGAUGUACCUGGGAAAACCCAACACCGUGUGUGGGUUCUCGUGGAUUGCGAAGAACGGGCAGGUGUUUGAUGGGAAGAUUGGGGUUGGCGAGCAGCUGAAUGCCCUUUCUGCUGUGAUUUCGACGAUUUCUGGGGGAGCGGCUGCUGGGGGGGAUGAUGGCGAGGGAUCGUCUGGAGGGAACGGGACGAGCACUGCUGGGCCGAGCAAGACGAGUGGAACGGCGGGGCCUGUGACGGCUUCUGUCAAGCCUCCGAGUGCUGGGACGAGGGUUGCUGCGAAUGCUGUGGCUGCUGUGGUUGUUUUGGGAGGAGUUGUGGUUGGCUUGUUGUGA
Messenger RNA from Trichoderma reesei QM6a, 1302 nucleotides. Its product is annotated as glycoside hydrolase family 76. Lineage: Eukaryota; Fungi; Ascomycota; Sordariomycetes; Hypocreales; Hypocreaceae. The transcript is spliced from 2 exons. The record is from RefSeq and is a predicted model, not a curated record. Gene Ontology annotation, molecular function: mannan endo-1,6-alpha-mannosidase activity. The coding region runs from base 1 to 1302 and encodes 433 amino acids. Gene Ontology annotation, biological process: fungal-type cell wall biogenesis; carbohydrate catabolic process.